AUGUCACCAUUAAUUCCGGUAGAAUCCAUGGAACAUAAUGAAAUUGCAAGAGUGGAUGAUAACGGACAUGUAAUGAACUGGGAUGAAGUUAAAGAAAUAGUCGGUUGUCGUCUAGAAUUAUUGCGUCGUGAAAAGUCAUUGCAAUUAAAAUAUGCAGCACAUAAAGUGAAAAUAGCGCAAGAAUAUAGUUCAUUGGAUCAUUACGUUUGCAAAGUUGUUUUAAACUGGUCCAAAGAAAUUCUUCAAAAAUCAUCCACAUCACCACAGGAAUAUUUUUCGUCGAAAACCCCUUCAACUCAUUAUAAUCUUCGAUUAAAUGAUUUUCCCUAUAUCGUGGACUCUUCCAUUUCUCAUUAUAUCCUAUGGUCCAAAUUACCUUUCGAAAAUCAAAAUGAACCUGAUGUGAAGAAAGAGAUUGAUUCAUUUUUAAAAGAAAAGUUUCCUGGAGAAAAAGAAUGGGUAUUCUUUAUUAAUCCACCUCGAUUACAAAGUGUUAAAAGUAUUUGGCACGGUCAUAUUUUUGUAAGGGAUAUUCCAAAUCAAAAUUAG
Molecule: messenger RNA, 549 nt
Organism: Funneliformis mosseae
Lineage: Eukaryota; Fungi; Glomeromycota; Glomeromycetes; Glomerales; Glomeraceae
Source: the annotation of a GenBank genome assembly